AUGAAAUUUCCCAUAGACUCGCUAACUCCACGGCAUAAACGUUAUUCGCCUUCGGAUUAUCGUUCAAAAAUUAAAAUGGCACCAAACGUGGCUCAACCAAGUGGAGAACAUUUUGCAAACACGUUUUCUGUGGUUCCUAGUGAAGACGUGCUCAAAUACUAUGAAUGCAAACAGGGCUGCUCGGAUUGUUGUGGACCACGAACAACUAUUGCCUUGACUAAUCAGCGAUUGGUUAUACGCAGUGAACAAUCCACUGGGUGCUGCUGCAAAACACAUGCUGAUUCUGCUAUCUUUCUUAUGCAA
Rotaria socialis is the source of this 303-nucleotide messenger RNA. NCBI's taxonomy places the organism in Eukaryota, Metazoa, Rotifera, Eurotatoria, Philodinida, Philodinidae. The record is from the annotation of a GenBank genome assembly.